Seriola dumerili (greater amberjack) is the source of this 1640-nucleotide messenger RNA. RefSeq names its product PRKR interacting protein 1 (gene prkrip1). The record is from RefSeq and is a predicted model, not a curated record. Gene Ontology annotation, molecular function: protein kinase binding; protein kinase inhibitor activity; double-stranded RNA binding. Gene Ontology annotation, cellular component: nucleolus. Gene Ontology annotation, biological process: negative regulation of protein kinase activity. The coding region runs from base 144 to 722 and encodes 192 amino acids. NCBI's taxonomy places the organism in Eukaryota, Metazoa, Chordata, Actinopteri, Carangiformes, Carangidae. The transcript has 2 exons.
CGCAAGGAGGGGCGGGACCUGAACGUCGAUUGGACAGCUGCGCCAAAACAAAAUCUAAUCUGAUUUGCAGUUGGUUACAGCAGCCCUCAAGUACUUCCGAGGCGACGUGAAAAAGCAGGAAGAACACGGCGACGAUUUGAAAGAUGGCGGCGCACACACAAAAGAAUAACAAACCGGGGAAACCUGGGGGAAAAGAGGCUCAGCCUCUGAUAAUCGCCAAAACCCCAGCGGAGGAACAGCGUCUGAAGUUAGAAAGGUUGAUGCGCAAUCCUGAUAAGCUUGCUCCCAUCCCGGACCGACCAAAAGAGUGGAACCCGCGGGCUCCGCCGGAGUUCGUCCGGGAUGUGAUGGGCUCCAGCGCCGGCGCAGGCAGCGGCGAGUUCCAUGUUUAUCGGCACCUCCGCCGCAGAGAGUACCAGAGACAGGACUUUCUGGACAAGAUGGCAGAGAAGGUAGAUAAGGACCUGGACUAUCUGGAUAAGGUGGAACAAAACAAACAGGCUGCCGAUGAGAGGACGGCCAAGCGCAGGAAGAAGCGGGAAAAGCUGAAGCAGAAGAAGCUGAUGGCAAAGAAGGCAAAACUGGAAACUAAAAAUAAGAAAGAAGACGACGCCGACAAGAGCUCGGAGUCCAGUGAAGAAGAAGAAGAAGAGGAGGAGGAGGAGGAAAGAGAGGCUGAGGACGAUGCAGAGGCCCCAAGCUUCAUCAUGGGGAAGAAAUGACUCUGGCCUGCAGUGAGUGGGUGAGACAUGACGAAGUCAUGAGGGAGAUGGACACAGCCUCACAAAGCAAAACAUUUGGAACCCGUUGAAGAGCCCUGUACAAAAGGAAGCAAAGUGAUCCACUGCUGAACUGAACUGACAAAACUGAACUGGUGGAGCCUGUUUUACCUUUGGACUCGGCGGACUGCCUAGUUUAAUAGGCAGGACCCCCCCCCCCGUAUGAUUUUAAGCAAGCAAUGGUCAUCAGUGUCCCAGUGUGAAAGAAGGCAUGUAGGGGCUCUUCUAAGUCUUUAUUAUGGUUUUUAUAAUCACUGUUUUUAGAUCUCAUGUUUCAACUGUCAGUCAUACUUGGGGUUUUCUUUAAUUUGCGGAAUUAGGAUUGUUGGAAAGUUUGGAAUCCUCUAUAUUUUCAAGUAAUACUGUUAAUGUUUUAAUAAAAAUGAGAAUGUUCAUAAUAUCUAGGUGUUAUGUAAUCUUUUUACACUGGGAUGUAGUGUGAUGCAAUAAUACUAGAAAUGUAAAUGAGUAUAAGGUGAGUGUGCAUCACAACUAUCUGUAUGCUUGAUGUUACUGGUCUUUGCAGCCUUGUGACGUCGCCCCUCGCAGGAACUGUUGCCUGUGGGUACAACAAGGUUGCAGAAAUCAACUCAAAGAAUGAAAAGGCGUGACUUCUGGAGGCUCAGGAGCUUCACGUGCGAUCUUCCUUGGACAGACCCCCUGCUUUCCACGGUGGUGAUGGUCUCGCUCUGUAGCCAUCACCUUUCUUGAAGCAGGUAGAGUAAAACCUGGCAGCCAGAUAUUGUUUGAAGCAGGGGAAGCUCUUCCUGUCAGACACUUUCAGCUGUCACAGUCUUAUCUCUGAGUUUGUUAUUCCCCUCCACUCAGUACUGCUUUGAUUAAAAUAAACCCAGAAGACCA